This is a messenger RNA of Hyaloscypha bicolor E, 1482 nucleotides long. Its product is annotated as PAXNEB-domain-containing protein. Lineage: Eukaryota; Fungi; Ascomycota; Leotiomycetes; Helotiales; Hyaloscyphaceae. The record is from RefSeq and is a predicted model, not a curated record. The transcript has 2 exons. Gene Ontology annotation, biological process: tRNA wobble uridine modification. Gene Ontology annotation, cellular component: transcription elongation factor complex; cytoplasm; elongator holoenzyme complex. Bases 118 to 1386 code for a protein of 422 amino acids.
UUUGCCCCACUCCUUCGUUUAAUUUGCCUCCAAUGGACCAGGACUUCUCUGUACAUUAAGACGUCAACGUUCCAUCUAGCUGCAGGUGAUUGUGUUCAUCCACCUGCAGCUCUUGAGAUGGCAUCGUCGUUCCGGAAGAGGCACGUGCCUGUAAGGUCAGGUGGUUUGGUAUCUAGUGAACCAAAGUCAGCCAAGCAAGAACUACCUAAAGGAGUGCGUCCAUCGCCUAUCGAUGGUCGAUCUACCACUUCCACAGGGACACGCUCUUUGGAUGGCUUACUGGCGGGUCAUGCUGGGUUGGCUUUGGGUACUUCUCUUUUGGUUGAGGAGAGCGGGACGACUGAUUUUGGUGGCUCUUUACUUCGUUACUACGCAAGUGAAGGUGUUGUGCAAGGCCAUCAUGUUCAUGUUCUGGGCAUGAAUGAGGUGUGGGGAAGAGACUUACCAGGUUUGGUUGAGGCAGUGUCUCGAAAGACUGCGCCUGUCGAGGUUGUCAAUGAACGUGUCCUGUCUGGGACAAUUGAGGGCAAUGAAGAUGCAGGUUCUGGGACUAUCGGUCCAGGUACAAAGCAAGUUGCUGAUGGAAGUGGUAGUGGAGCGGGAGAGAAAAUGAAGAUCGCCUGGAGAUAUGAAAGGCUUGGGGAGUUCGGACCAAAAGGACCGUCUACUUCAAGCUCAGGGGAAGUAUUUUGCCAUGACUUUGAUCUCAGCAAACGUCUGGUGUUGCCUUCUCCAUCCCUUAUGUACUUUGUUCCCUCAACAGCCAAGCCAGACUUCGAAUUUAGAGGCGGGAGCACCUCUGCAUCUCCUUUCAACAGAUUCUUGGACCACCUUAUCACGCAUCUAUCCGCCUCUCCCAGCACGGCACUUCACCGCGUUGUUAUUCCAAACCUCCUUUCUCCAGCACUCUAUUCGUCUGAAGUUUCCAGGCCAGAGAGUAUUCUGCAGUUCCUCCAUGCUUUGAGAGCUCUGAUACGAAAGUACUCGACACAACUUACAGCAAUGAUCACUCUUCCCCUAACACUCUACCCACGGAGUACAGGCUUGACUCGGUGGAUGGAACUAUUGAACGAUGGCGUUCUCGAACUUGCCCCGUUCCCAUCAACAGCAAUUGCUACCAAAAGCACACCUGGAGCUUCGACUGUCCAUGAAGAGCCGCCACAGGGAAUGUUGAAGAUCCAUCGAUUGCCGAUUUUCCACGAAAAAGGGGGUGGCGGGGGAGAAGCGAGUGGACAUGGCGAUGAUUUGGCAUUUACGUUAAGCAGGAGAAAAGGUCUUGUCAUCAAGCUUUUUAGCUUGCCGCCUGUUGAGGGAGACUCGGAAGCUCAACAAGGUGGACUUGAGCAUGAUCACGGGAAGGCGACGAAAGUUGAUAUUGAGUUUUGAGCUCGAGGACGCGAAAGUUUGGUGCCCGUUAUCAGGAUGCUGGACAUGGACGAUGUUGGCUCUGGAGUUUGGGGGAAAUGUGGCGCAUGGAAUAGA